This is a messenger RNA of Lactuca virosa, 1432 nucleotides long. Lineage: Eukaryota; Viridiplantae; Streptophyta; Magnoliopsida; Asterales; Asteraceae. The record is from the annotation of a GenBank genome assembly.
UUUGAUCUUUCUGUCUCGUUCUGGUUCUUAAAUUAGGGCUACGUUUCGUUCCCAAAUUCAAUCUGUCUCUCAAAAACUCGAUCUUUCUCUCUAGGGUUACGUUAUGCAACCUGCAACAACACCGCUAAUGGACCCUCAGUACCAGCAACAACAGUGGAUGAUGAUGAAUCAACAACAACCACAACCACCGCAACAACAGUUCCAGCAACAACCACCGUUACAGCAAAUGUAUAAUUACAACCAGCAACCACCACCGGCUGCCACAAUUCCGCCUCAGUACACGGGACAGGCGGUAGCACCGGUAGGUGGUGCGACUCCUCAACCAGCUAGCGCCGAUGAGAUCCGUACGCUAUGGAUCGGCGAUCUGCAGUAUUGGAUGGAUGAACAGUAUCUCCUUAGCUGUUUUGCUCAGACUGGCGAGGUGGUUUCUGCAAAAGUCAUACGUAACAAGCAUUCUGGUCAAUCUGAGGGUUAUGGUUUCAUUGAGUUUGUAAACCGAGCUGGUGCUGAAAGGCAUCUACAAGCAUAUAAUGGUACUUUAAUGCCCAAUGUGGAGCAGCUCUUCAGGUUGAACUGGGCUACAUUUGGUGCUGGUGAAAAAAGACAAGAUGAUACCCCUGAUUACACUAUCUUUGUUGGGGAUUUGGCAGCAGAUGUUACAGAUUACACAUUGCAGGAGACAUUUAGGGCUCAUUACCCUUCUGUUAAGGGUGCAAAAGUUGUAACUGAUCGGCUCACAGGGCGCACAAAAGGUUAUGGCUUUGUGAAAUUUGGAGAUGAGAGUGAGCAAAUACGUGCCAUGACUGAAAUGAAUGGAAGAUUAUGUUCAACCAGACCAAUGCGAAUUGGGCCAGCUGCUAACAAAAAGAGUGUGGGAAGUCAACAAUAUCCAAAAGCUUCAUACCCAAAUUCUCAAGGAACACAGAAUGAUGACGAUCCAAAUAAUACAACUAUUUUUGUUGGUGGUUUGGAUCCUAAUGUAACAGAUGAACAUCUUAGGCAGGUGUUCAGCCAAUAUGGACAAUUAGUCCAUGUGAAGAUCCCCUUAGGCAAACGAUGUGGAUUUGUUCAAUUUGCUGAUAGAAGCUGCGCUGAGGAAGCUUUACGGAUGCUACAAGGAACUCAAUUUGGUGGACAAACUGUGAGACUUUCGUGGGGCCGUAGUCCUUCAAACAAACAGCCUCAGGUAGAGCAAAGCCAAUACAAUGGUGGGUACUAUGGAUAUGAAACUUACGGAUAUGCCCCUGUUCCUGUUGCUCAAGAUCCUACCAUCUACUAUGGCGCCUACCCUGGAUACCCUGGCUACCCACAGGUCCAACAACACCCGCAACCAUCCCAACAACAGUGAGUGAUAUGGUCGGCUAUUGGAUGCUGGAAAUGAAGAAUUCCGGGUUUUUAUUUUCUACUAUAUUAUAGUAAAUUAUCUAUAUAU